Notechis scutatus (mainland tiger snake) is the source of this 3344-nucleotide messenger RNA. Its product is annotated as cystathionine beta-synthase-like protein. Gene Ontology annotation, molecular function: cystathionine beta-synthase activity. Gene Ontology annotation, cellular component: cytoplasm. The record is from RefSeq and is a predicted model, not a curated record. NCBI's taxonomy places the organism in Eukaryota, Metazoa, Chordata, Lepidosauria, Squamata, Elapidae.
UUGGGAAAGAGCUUCGCACACGCUGCGCUCCGGGUUGCCCGAUACAAUGCCAUCAAUCCCUGCUGAAACUGAAAUGGAUAAAAUGACUUGCACUCAUGUUUCGGUUGACUGCAUACCCAAUGGAAUCUUGGAGAAGGAAUCUUAUAGUUCGCCAGAAAAGGAGAGGAAGUGGAUCAGGCCUGAUGCCAUCAGCAAGUGUACCUGGGAGCUUGGAAAAUCUCCUUCUGAAUCACCCCAUCACCAUGCUACAUUAACAAAGACUUCAAAAAUUAUGCCGGAUAUCCUGAAAAACAUUGGAGAUACUCCCAUGGUGCGUAUCAACAAGGUUGGAAAGUUAUGCGGCCUCAAAUGUGAACUCUUGGCCAAAUGCGAGUUUUUCAAUGCUGGAGGCAGUGUGAAAGACCGAAUCAGCUUACGAAUGGUGGAAGAUGCUGAAAGGGAUGGGAUUCUUAAGCCAGGAGAUACCAUUAUUGAACCAACUUCAGGAAAUACAGGAAUUGGACUGGCCUUGGCAGCUGCAGUGAAAGGAUACCGUUGUAUUAUUGUAAUGCCAGAGAAAAUGAGCAUGGAAAAGGUGGAUGUACUACGUGCUCUUGGGGCUGAAAUUGUGAGGACUCCAACAACUGCUAGAUUUGAUUCUCCAGAAUCACAUGUUGGAGUGGCAUGGAGAUUGAAAAAUGAAAUUCCCAACUCCCAUAUCCUGGAUCAGUACCGCAAUGCCAGCAACCCCUUGUCUCAUUAUGACACAACAGCAGAGGAGAUUCUUCAACAGUGUGAAGGUCAAGUAGACAUGAUUGUGGCUGGAGCUGGCACAGGAGGCACCAUCAGUGGUAUUGCCCGAAAAAUCAAGGAAAAGUGCCCUGGAUGCACAAUUGUAGGUGUUGAUCCUGAAGGAUCUAUUCUAGCGGAGCCUGAAAAAUUAAACAUAACUGACAAGACAACUUAUGAAGUGGAAGGUAUUGGAUAUGAUUUCAUACCCACAGUUCUGGAUAGAUCGGUGGUAGACAAAUGGUAUAAGUGUAACGAUAAGGAAUCUUUUACCUUCUCACGCAUGCUAAUCAGAGAAGAAGGACUGCUAUGUGGUGGCAGCUCAGGAAGUGCCAUGUCUGUUGCCGUCAAGGCAGCCCAAGAGCUAAAAAAAGGCCAGCGUUGUGUUGUCAUCCUUCCUGACUCUGUCAGGAACUACAUGUCUAAGUUUUUAAGUGACAAAUGGAUGAUCCAAAGAGGAUUCAUGAAAGAAGAGGAUGAUGAUAUUAAGAAGCCUUGGUGGUGGCAUGUGAAAAUUCAGGAACUAUGCCUGUCCGCCCCCCUAACUGUACUGCCAAGUGUUACCUGCGAAAAGACUAUUGAAAUACUCAAAGAGAAGGGAUUUGACCAAGUACCAGUUGUGGAUGAAUCUGGACUGAUUCUGGGGAUGGUUACUCUCGGCAAUAUGCUCUCUUCAGUGCUUGCUGGUAAAGUACAGCCUUUGGAUAAAGUCAGCAAAGUCAUCUACAAGCAGUUCCAAACGAUUCAUUUGCAGGACAACUUAGGAAAGCUCUCUCAUAUUUUGGAAAUAGAUCAUUUUGCUCUGGUGGUACACGAACAGAUUCAAUAUCACAGUGAUGGUGAAUCUAGUAAAAAGCAAAUGGUGUUUGGUAUUGUUACGGCAAUUGACUUGCUGAACUUUGUGACUGCUGAGGAACAGAAGAGAAAGACAACCUAAGUUCAAGAAACACAUCAAUGGGGCUCGUUUCAUUGGCUUUUCACAUUAAAAAAAUCUCUCUCUUCUUCUUCUUUGCUUCUUUUGUUAGAACAAUCUAGAAAAAAAUCCUUUUGGACAAAAUGAGAGUCAUUAUAAACCAUUGUUAGCUUUUAAAAGGUAAUUUCUGGAAUGUAGCAAGCACACUGAAAUAUAAGGACACUGGGAAGUUUUAGGAUGAAUAGUUUCAGUGAAGAAUUGCUUUGUUUGCACAUACAGGUUGUGAAGGCACAGCUGAGUUGGAGAGGACUAAGGCCUGAAUGAUCAAGCCAUCAUAAUAGGAUGGCUAUGUGACAGCUUCCCAAAGCCCACUGCUAAUCCUGCUUCCACAUUAUGGUGUGGUCUAGAAAGUCUUCCAUUUCUUACACUGUACUGUUUUGCAGCCUAGAAUGGUAGAUAACCUUAAUCUUUUAGAACUUGACCACUGUCAAACAUAUUGGCUGUCUUCUAGUGCACGAAAGAAAACACAACCACUUCCUAACCCAAUAUUCAUAAAGGAAUUGUCUUCGUGUGUAUCAAGAGGUUGAAAUAUAAAAUUACAUGAGCGAUAGGGAAUGUGGUAUGAAAACAUCUUCUCCAUUAUGAUUAUUUUAAGCUCUUUUUACAGAUGCUAGUUUAUCCAGAUGUUUCUGCUGAAUUCGAUAUUCCAACCCUCAACAUUAAGAUGACAAAACAUCCUUUAUUCUCCCUAUUUACUUUCUGAAUUCUUAAUAGCAAUGCCCUUCCUUAUUCUGGUUAAAUUAUUGGUGCAAGGGGAAGUAAGUAAUUGCUUUGACAGUUAGUAAAAAAUGAGGGGGGAAAUUCUUUAACUGGUACAUGCUGUUUCUUCUCUGUAUACAUUGUGUAUAAUCAAAGAUAAUUUUGUGUACUUGAAAUACUACCAGCUCAUAGCCCAGCCUCUGGCAGCAUCAGAAAACACUGUAUUUUCUCUACUGUUAAAUAUUCUAAUGUUCUAUUAAAUCUAUUGUUGGCUAACUUGAUUACUAAUAUAUUUGUUCCACAAAGACCAAAUCAGAAUAUUUAAUAUUAAAGUAUUAUAUCGGCACAUUAUUUUAACUGUCCAGCAUCACAUUGGCCAAUAAUUGUUAUCUCUGCUUUGUUUAUGGGUAUGCUAUGUUACUUUAAAUGAAACUUGUUUAGCUGGUCUUAAUAGGGAAUAACUGCAAACAAAUUUAGCUGUUUUCUGAUUCUUUUGGUAGUCUCCUUUAAUGCAGGAUUUUUUUUCUUUUCUGGCUUACUUUAACCUCUACUGGAAGUUUUAAAGAAGUGUGCUACCUGUAUUAAUACUGUACUUUCUCUAGUCUCUUGUUUCAUUGCAGAAAAAUAUUGACACAAAUCAAGGACCCAGUUAUCUGUACAGAAGUUUCCUGCAUGUGUAUGGAAUUCACAUUAUGAUAUAAAACCACUAAAAGGCUACUGUAAUAUUAUAAAUGAUGAAUUACUAUUUGGUCUCAAAAAUAUUGCUCAGCAUUCAGCAUUCCAGUAAGCAUUUCUGGUUCUUUAGGACCAUGAAAGGGUCUUCUGUCUGUUUUUAAAGUUUGGAUUCUGUGUCAUGUUUAUUCCAAAUUUACUACAAAUAAUUAAAUAAAUGUUUUGAUAAGCU